Messenger RNA from Chinchilla lanigera (long-tailed chinchilla), 1605 nucleotides. RefSeq names its product heat shock 27kDa protein 2 (gene Hspb2). The record is from RefSeq and is a predicted model, not a curated record. The transcript is spliced from 3 exons. Gene Ontology annotation, biological process: response to heat; protein refolding. NCBI's taxonomy places the organism in Eukaryota, Metazoa, Chordata, Mammalia, Rodentia, Chinchillidae. Bases 848 to 1402 code for a protein of 184 amino acids. Gene Ontology annotation, molecular function: protein folding chaperone; structural constituent of eye lens.
AUAGCAAGGGGAGGGGAGGAGGAGGCAAAGUGGUAGGAAUGUGAGUGCACUGAUGCAAGCUCAUCGUUCUGCAGAAUUGUUUUCUCCCCAGGUAACUAUUUUUUCCUUGUCUGAUGAAAAUCUCUUCAAAUAAACACGCUCCUUGGGUGAGGUCUGUCACCAACCACCAUGGUAUCCCAGGUGUUCCUCUUGGUUAUCAGGCCCAAACUUAUCUAGAGGCACUGGAAGAAGACAGACCUCCCCCAGGGAACCAGAUGGAUGUGGGCAUGGCUUCCGCGGUCUCUCUGACCCCAAUGCCCAGCUUUGUCAUUUGUCUGUGAGACAAAGGCCUCUUUUACUUGCUCAGUUCUCUGCCAGGUUUCCCACCCAUUCAAUCUGGAAUGUUCUGCUAGUGCUGCUUGUCCUUCCAAAGCCCUUGCCCACUCAGCUCCUGUUUACUCACACAUGAAUAUUUUUAAACCAGAGUGUUAUCUGUGACAGCUUCUGUCAGUGUUACCUGUUCACCCCCUCCCACCCUCUUAGGACAAGAUAAGGGGCUCCUAAGACUGGACCCACGUUCUUUCCUCAUAAGGCUGGGACAGAGGCCAGUGCCCUGUUACAGCCCUGAUGAAUCCAGAAAAUCAUAAAGAGGGAACAGAAGGGAGGACAAUACUGGGCUUUUGUCUCCAGCUCCACCCAGUGGGGAUGAAGAGCUCAAGGUGACAUGGGUCUCUCUGUGCUCUGAAACUUGAAAUGAUGAAAUACCUCAUCUACCAGGAGUUUGCGGUCUCAGAAGAGCUCUCUGGGCAGCUGGAGGGGUCGCGCUGCUCCUGCUGGGGCUGUGCCUCGGACCAGAGUGACUGCAGCCAUGUCUGGCCGUUCCGUGCCACAUGCCCACCCGGCCACCGCCGAGUACGAAUUUGCCAACCCCAGCCGCCUGGGUGAGCAGCGCUUUGGAGAAGGCCUCCUGCCAGAAGAGAUCCUGACCCCCACCCUCUACCAUGGCUACUACGUGCGUCCUCGGGUUGCCCGAGCUGGGGAGGGCAGCAGGGCAGGGGCAUCGGAGCUUAGGCUCAGUGAGGGCAAGUUCCAGGCAUUUCUGGAUGUGAGCCACUUUACCCCUGAUGAAGUGACUGUGAGGACUGUGGACAACCUGCUGGAGGUGUCGGCCCGGCACCCCCAGCGCCUGGACCGCCAUGGCUUCGUGUCCCGAGAGUUCUGCCGCACCUAUGUCCUGCCUGCUGACGUGGACCCCUGGAGGGUUCGAGCUGCUCUUUCCCAUGAUGGCAUCCUUAACUUGGAGGCCCCUCGGGGUGGCCGACAUUUGGACACAGAAGUCAAUGAGGUCUACAUCUCCCUGCUCCCUGCGCCUCCCGACCCAGAGGAAGAGGAGGAGGAGGAGGCAGCCAGAGUCGAGCCCUGACUGCCAAACACCCAGUACGCAGCAAACCCUUUUCUGCCUCCCUCCGUGAUUCGAGCAGUUGCCCACCACCCCGGAGGUAGCAGCAUCCUUGGGGGGAUGGGAAUGCUCAAGGUCCGCAAUGUAUGGUUUGGUCCCUGGGGACAUGUUAUAGCCUUUGGUUUAGUUCUGGGUGGAGCUGAAUAAACCCAAAUCUCAGGGCCGUG